Patella vulgata (common limpet) is the source of this 2228-nucleotide messenger RNA. RefSeq lists its product as uncharacterized. Lineage: Eukaryota; Metazoa; Mollusca; Gastropoda; Patellidae. The transcript has a single exon. Bases 302 to 1906 code for a protein of 534 amino acids. The record is from RefSeq and is a predicted model, not a curated record.
AGACUACAACAAAAGAGUUUGCGUGGAGAGGAAAUGUGAGGAAUGUGGCACGCACAAACUAAAGAGUCUUUUAUAUCAAGUUGAACAGAAAGACACAGUAUCUUGGCAGUUAUGGGACUCUGUGAAACACGAAAACGGCACUAGGAAAGAGCUUGUUACGGAAAGUGGAAGUGGAGAGCAGUUCUCAGCAGAAUUCCUGAAAGAAGUAGAAGCACUAAGUCUUCACUUGCACAACGCCAAGUGGGAACACUCCCAGUUUACAAAUCUCACUUCCAAGGCCCUCCCAAAAGGUUGGGUGGUUAUGGUUUUAGAUUUUGGACAGAAUUACACAUGCAUCAAUCAGGACGAAGCACAAAGCGCUCAUUGGUUUCACAAUCAGGUCACCGUUCAUCCAAUUGUGACAUAUUACAACUGUCAAAACACCCAUUGUCAUGAAAUUGUGAAAGAAGAGCUAGUGAUGCUGUCCGACGACCUAAACCAUGACACCAGUGCUGUCAAAGCUUUCAUCAGACAGGCUGAAGAUCAUCUCACAGAUAAGAGAAAUCUAAAGAUAGAACAUGUGGUACAGUUCUCUGACGGAUGUGCAUCACAAUACAAGAGCAAGCAAGCCUUUCAUGACAUUUCUGAUUCCACAAGCCAUUCAACCGAUCGGUGUUUUUUCGGCUCAAGACACGGAAAAGGCCCAUGUGAUGCCUGUGUUGGGGUGGUCAAAUCCAGCAUCCGAAAUGCGGUCUUGAGAAGAGAAGUUAUAGUCCAAUCAGCAGAGGAUGCUUUUGGGUACUGCAGGAUAAAGAUGACGAGGGAUGAGACGGAUGACCAAUGUAAUCAUUCUAAAAGAACCUUCUUCCUAGUGAAAAACAUAUCGCACAGAAAGAAUUCAAAUUUGAUGACCAUUGUUGGGACUCGAUCUCUCCACUGUGUGGCAUCAGUGACAGGACCUGGUGAUGCAGUGUGGACAAGGAACCUAUGCUGCUACUGCGACGUCUGCAUUGGUUACGAGAGUGGACUUUGUGAGUCAACCGGCCAUGUUGACAAUUGGACACUGCAACCUUUGUUACAACAGAAAAAAUCAGCUAUUGAAAAGUCUGGAAAAGACCUGAAAGUUGCAGAGACAGAGAAAGCACCCAAAACUGCCCAGAUGCAAAAGGAGUCGAAGGAAGAUAAUGCAGAAAACAAACUUAUGACUAGGGAUGAAAACACGGAUGUGCUCAUCAUAGAACCAGAGAUAACUAGACAACACUUUUUCGCAAGGUGCACUGAAUACCUUGCCAAAUGCAAAAAUUUUGGGAACUUGCAAGCUAGGGCAAUCUACUUAAAAGAACUAGAUUUAUACCAAAAAUAUACAGUAGAAGUAGAAAGUGGGGUAUCUAUUUUGAAAAAUAAACUGACUGUAGACAAAGUGGCCCUUACUCUUCAUCCUGGUCAGUGCAGUUUUGGUUACCCAGUAGUCGUUGUUGGUGAUGGAAAUUGUUUGCCCCGAUCUGUGAGUGUUGCAUGUUAUGGAUGUGAAGAAUACCAUGAGGAAACAAGGGUCAGAAUUGCAGUAGAGAUGUCCUGUCAUGUGGAAAUGUACACUAACAAUGAUUACUUGUGUAGAGGAAUUCCUGAGCCAAUCAACGAAAACCUAGUCUCUUUGUAUACUCAAUUUUCCGACCAGUAUAUUGCUGGGGAUAAAAUUACAAAUGCUGUAUCACAAAGAACAUUUGAAGCUGAAGCAGUUGCAGCAACAAAACCAAAAGAACUUAUGGGAAUAUGGCAGUUAUUUGCUAUUGCCUCUGUUCUUGGUUGUAAAGUGGUAUCCAAAUAUCCAUCACAAGGAGCUCAGAUACUAACAUUGGGUUUACACAGAGAUAUCCUACCAAGGGACAAGUUAAGAGAAGCUACCAUUACAAUCAUGUGGAGUUAACAAGAAAUGACAUGAAUCAGACAAACUGGGUACCAAACCACUUUGUCCCAGAAAUUCCUGUGGAUUCAAAUACGGAAGUGCCAAGGGACCUAGAUGCUGUGCUGGAGGACUUUGGUGAAGGGGUAGAGGUGAUGGAUGAGUGGAGCGACCCCAUUAUAGAUUACAGUGAUGGAAACAUUAUGGAAUUAUCGGGCCUCUCUAUGAUUUUGGAUUUCGAUUUUACUGACCAGGCUAAUUUAUCAACCAUGGACCAGGCUAAUUUAUCAACCAUGGACCAGACUGAUCUACCAACCAUAGACCAGGCUAAUCUACCAACCAUAGA